Molecule: messenger RNA, 6930 nt
Organism: Cavia porcellus (domestic guinea pig)
Lineage: Eukaryota; Metazoa; Chordata; Mammalia; Rodentia; Caviidae
Gene: Atl3
Product: atlastin GTPase 3
Exons: 13
Coding region: 264-1889 (541 amino acids)
Biological process (GO): endoplasmic reticulum organization; protein homooligomerization
Molecular function (GO): GTP binding; GTPase activity
Source: RefSeq, a predicted model, not a curated record
AUUUGGCAGCUUGCGCCUUCCCGCCCUAGCCGUCUGGGCGUUUGCCACGCCCCGGGCCGCCUGUCACGUCUUGCCCCGGCGCUCCAGGCUGCUCCCUCGCGCCUCCACACGCCCCUCCUUUCACGGGUUUCUUUGGGAGCCGGGGCCCCGCCCGUUUCCCGUCUCCGGGCCCCUAUUCGUCCCCGCCCUAGCCCGCCCCUCUCCUUCGCGCCCCUGCUGCUGUUGCUGCUGCAGCUGCUGUGGCUGCUGCAGGCGGUGGCUCCAUGUUGUCCCCUCAGCGAGCGGUAGCGGCUGCCUCGAGAGGAGCAGGUGAUGCCAUGGAGAGCGGAAGGCCUGGGCCAGUACAAGUCGUUUUGGUUCACAAAGACCAACAUUCCUUUGAGCUAGAAGAGAAAGCCCUGGCCAGCAUCCUCCUCCAGGACCACAUCCGAGACCUCGAUGUAGUGGUGGUGUCUGUGGCUGGUGCCUUCCGCAAGGGCAAGUCCUUUAUUCUGGACUUCAUGCUUCGGUAUUUAUAUUCUCAGAAGGAAGGCGGUCAUUCAAAUUGGUUGGGUGACCCAGAAGAACCAUUAACAGGAUUUUCAUGGAGAGGAGGUUCUGACCCAGAAACUACUGGGAUUCAGAUCUGGAGUGAAGUUUUCACUGUGGAAAAGCCAGGUGGGAAGAAGGUUGCAGUUGUUCUGAUGGAUACCCAAGGGGCGUUUGACAGUCAGUCAACUGUGAAAGACUGUGCCACCAUCUUCGCUCUCAGUACCAUGACUAGUUCUGUUCAGAUAUACAAUUUGUCCCAGAACAUUCAGGAAGAUGAUCUUCAACAGCUGCAGCUCUUCACAGAAUAUGGUCGUCUGGCAAUGGAUGAAAUUUUCCAAAAACCUUUCCAGACGCUUAUGUUUCUGGUUCGAGAUUGGAGUUUCCCUUAUGAAUAUGGUUAUGGACUACAAGGAGGGAUGGCAUUUUUGGAUAAACGUUUACAGGUGAAAGAACAUCAACAUGAAGAAAUUCAGAAUGUUCGAAAUCAUAUUCACUCAUGUUUCUCCGAUGUCACCUGCUUUCUCUUACCACAUCCAGGACUCCAGGUGGCCACGAGCCCUGACUUCGAUGGGAAAUUGAAAGAUAUUGCUGGUGAUUUCAAAGAGCAGUUGGAGGCACUGAUUCCAUAUGUAUUAAACCCAUCUAAGUUAAUGGAAAAGGAGAUCAACGGCUCAAAGGUCACCUGCCGGGGACUGUUGGAGUAUUUUAAGGCAUAUAUUAAAAUUUAUCAAGGAGAAGAUCUGCCUCAUCCCAAAUCCAUGCUGCAGGCCACCGCUGAAGCCAACAAUUUAGCAGCUGCAGCCUCUGCCAAGGAUGUUUAUUACAACAGCAUGGAAGAGGUUUGUGGUGGGGAGAAGCCUUAUUUAUCUCCAGACAUUUUAGAGGAGAAGCACUGUGAAUUCAGACAGCUUGCUCUGGACCAGUUUAAGAAGACCAAGAAGAUGGGUGGGAAGGAUUUCAGUUUUCGUUAUCAGCAAGAGCUGGAGGAGGAAAUCAAGGAACUCUAUGAAAACUUCUGCAAACACAAUGGCAGCAAGAAUGUCUUCAGCACCUUCCGAACCCCUGCAGUGCUGUUCACGGGCAUCGUGAUUUUGUAUAUAGCCUCUGGCCUCACUGGCUUUGUGGGUCUUGAGGUUGUGGCCCAGCUGUUCAACUGCAUGGUUGGCCUACUGUUAAUAGCGCUGCUCACUUGGGGGUACAUCAGGUAUUCCGGUCAGUACCGUGAGCUGGGCGGAGCUAUUGAUUCUGGCGCUGCAUAUGUGUUAGAGCAGGCUUCUUCCCACAUCGGCAAUUCUACUCAGGCUGCUGUGAGGGAUGCAGUUGUUGGGCGGUCUCCUGCAGAUAAGAAAGCUCAGUAGCCGAAACCUGAGGACCCAGCAAGAGCCCGAGCAGCCCCUAGAACCUCCGUUUCUGCCAUGGCCACAGGUCCAGGUCUAGAGAAGCAGCGGACCUGAGACCAUCCAGGAGAGCUGCAGCGGCAGGACACUGUAAUAAACGAGCUGACCUCCUCCGUGGCUGCUUCUUAAACAUGCUUCCAUUUCUGUUGGAAGUGUUCUUUUUCUUUGCUGUUAGAUCCAAACUUAGGCCUGUUACCUUAUUACGCUCUGCUUUGUGCACUUUAUGGGAGAAAAAGUAAAAGGAAAACAUGGAAUUGCAGCUUUUAAGUCUCUUAUGUGCCACCUAGUGCCUUUUCAGAUGAAAUCUGUGCUUUUUGUGGACUAACGGGGAGGGUGGAGGAUAACCUGAUGAAAUAUGCUGAUCAGAGGUGAGACUCAGCAGUUCCCUUACACGUUCCUCUUAAGAAUUCCUUUUUUAAAAGUUUACAAAACUUGGGAAAACUUCAAAACUAAAGAUGAACUGCAAUUAUGCCAUUAUACUUUAAAGACCUUAUUUGGAAUGCUGGUGUUCUGUUUGUCAUGGACUGUGGGAAACCAUGUAUGUUAAUGUACCGUUCUCUGAGAUGGAAGGGCUUUUACUUGAUCCACAGCAGUUUUAUUGAACCUGGUCUCUUGUCUGUCUGUCUCUCUGUCUUCCUCUCUCUCUCUCUCUCUCUCUUUUUUUUUUUUUGGUUAUUAUAGCUUCUUUUCAGAAAAGAGGCAAAUGUGCCUUGGAAGGCCAGAGUGGCUCAUAAUGGAAGGAAUGAAUUACUAUAAGAAAAAACUGAAUUUGAAUGAACGUGGGACCUCUAAUAAAUUGAAUGUGUGCCUCUGUCAGAGCCACCAUGGGUUUCUGUAUGUUUAUAUGUUACAACUCUCAUAAUUUGCCAUUUGACAGCUUUUUUUUUUGAGAAUUCUGUGUAAGUACAAGACUUUACUAAGGGUUAGAGAAAAGACAUUACCAGAUUUUACUGCCUUUGGUUAAUCUCUUAUUUCAUGUGGCCUACCACUAGUUAGUAAAUAGCCCACUUAAGGUCCCUGCUAAAACUGUAUUUUUAUUCUCUGUGCAUUGAUGUUUUUGAUGAAACUAAAGUCAUUUAAUGACUCUUCUUUUAGAUUUACAAUCUGGUAGCUUUAAAACAACUUUGGUUUAGGAAGGACCAGUGCCUUACCCAAAUGUAGACAGUAUCUAGAAGCAUCUAAAAAUUCUUUCUGAAAAAAUUUACUAUGAUUGUGUGAUUAAAAAACUGUAUGUUAGUUGCUUUUUCCUUUGAUUUAUAAUGGUGAGUUCUUAUAAAUUUUAAAGCUUACUGAAAUUUUCCUGCCAGUAUUUAUAUAAAUAUUCAGGUAUCUGAGCCUUUUUAUUUUGAAAUAAUUUGAAUGUUGUUGUGGAAGGGAAAUAGGGCUUAGACAGAAUCUUUGUAUGAAUUUCAUAUACAUGGAAUAUGAAUAGAAGGUAGGAAAAAGAAAGUCUCUUCUAGCAUUUAAUCUGUUUCUCAGAGAAUUUUCUUUUGACUAACACUAUACCACGCAAGUAUUUCGUAGUCUUUAAUUAAUUCUAAGCAUUUUAUAUAUUUUUCUAUUUAUCUCCCUAAAGUGCCUGAUAUUUUAUUCACUUUUUGUUACAUUUAGAAAAAUUUCGGCUUGUUCUAGAAACUGUUCACUUGCUUAUGAACGAAGCCAGGCUUUGAGCUAAUGAACUGAAACUUGCCUUUGGAAUGUUGGUGCCUUUUCAAGUGGCUUUUCAUCUCUGUGAAGGUUCCUUCUUGCUGGCAGCCUGCACAGAUACUGAGAUACUUAGUUUUAAGACAUUUUGUAAGUAAAUUUAUGAGUUUCAGAAUAAUUGUCCAAAAUGGUUCCACAAAAAUAGAUAUAACUAAAUUUCAUCCUAAAACUAAAAUGUUAGGUGUUUAAAGAAAGUGAACUUACGAUUUUGUAGUUUUAGGAUGGUGUUAACUUUAAUUUGAACACUUCUGUUCUUGUUUUAUAAAUUUAUACAAGCUUGGUUUAAUAACUUCAGGGGAGCUCACCCCUUUGUGUGGGUUGUUUUUUGUUUUUUGGGGUUUUUUUUUUGAUACUGGGAAUUGAACUAGAACCUUGUGUUUCCAGGCAGGCGCUGUGCCGCUGAGCUAUAUUCCCAGGCUCUCUCGUCUUUAUGAUUUCUUCUGCCUCUGAAAAGUGGUUAUAAAGUUCUUCGGCCUCUUUUCUGUUUUAAUAGUAGUUAGAUAAUUUUAUAUCAGCUUUUCCAAUGAAAAAUAGCCUCUCAUCACUGGCUAUAGAUAGUACUGGCAGAUUUAUUUGCAGGUUAUGAAGAAUACUUUUGCCUGUUAUCUUCUCUAGCCUUUCUUUGUGGGUCAAGGACAUUGUAUGGAAGACAGACUGCAGAUACUUGCUGCUCUGGCAGUUGCAGGGCACCUUCCACAUCGUUAAUCUGCACAGUCAGACAAUAUAUGGGACAAUAUAUGGGCAAUAUAUGGAACACACUUCAAUUUACAUACAUGGAGAUUUAAAAAAUUUCCAGGGCCAGGGGUUUAGCUUAGUGGUGUAAGUGCCUGCUUGGCAAAUGUGAGGUCAUGAGUUCGAUCCCUAGUACCAAAAAUAAAAAAAUUUUUUUCAGUAAAAUAACUUUUUAACAGAAGUUAAUCAGAGAUGUGCACCUGUAAUCUCAGCACUGGGGAUCUGAGGCCAUCCUGGGUUACAAAGCGAGUUCCAAGCCAGUCUGAACUGCAUAGUGAAAGCUUGUCUCCAAAAAAGAUUGACAAGUUUUUUUUUUUUGGUGCCGGGGAUUGAAUAAGAUUGACAAAUUUUUUAAAAAGUACUUCCAAUUUGUUUCUUAUAGUAAAAAUAAUAAAAUUAAAAGCUUUUAUUCUUUCCCUGAGAAAUCUCCCUAGAUUAGGCUUAGAAAUGGUGAGGACAAACUACCGAGUUAUGAUCAAGUAUCUUUAGAAUUUUUUUUCUUUUUUCUGGGCCAGGGUCUCACUAUGUGGUUCAGACUGUCCUUGAACUCACUCUGUAGCCCAGACUGGCCUCAGACUGGCAGCAGUCCUUUUGCCUCAGCUUCCAAGUGCUGGCAUUACAGCAUGUGCCACCAUACCCAGCUACAAUCAUUUUUCAAAAGCAAUUUGCCAAAAAUUCUGUUUGUUCAUGUUGUUUUUUUAAAAAAAAUUUUAUUUUAGUACACAGGGUCUUGCUCUGUACUUCAGGCUGACCUUGAGUGCUGGAAUUACAGGCAUCUGCUACUGUGCCUGGCCUGUGGAAAUUUAUGUUUGGAUACUUUAAACUUGGUAAAAUGCCAAUGAAUAUUGUCUCUGUUUUACUCCUGUUCUUUUUUUUCUCUUACUUUGGGCAAAUAAAUAAAAACACUGCCUUGUGCUUACAGUUUCCCUGGCAGGUCACACACAGUAUUCUACCUGGCUUACAAAUUUGGUACUUUGGGUAGGGUUAAUUUGGUAAGUAAAUAUGAAUUACAGAGAAUUAGGUUGAUUUCAUCCCUGGCAAAAGCAUAAAAGAAUUUGUUUUCCUAGGAUUUAAUUUUAAAAAUGAUGGAACUUACAUAGAAGUCAUCGUGAUACUACUUUCCUUUCCUUUUCUCUUUUCCUUUUUUUUCUUUCUUUCUUGGCAGGGUAUCAUUAUCUAGCCCAGGCUCCAGCUUGUGGCCAUUCUCCUGCCUCAGCCUCCCAAGUGCUGAUACUAUAGGAAUAUUCCACUGCCCUUGGCUGUCGUGUUUGUUUCUUUAGAACUGUUGGAUAUAAUUUUGGAUGAUUUAAUGUUUCUAUUGAAAGAAGUCAACAUGAUCCAAUAAAACUUUAUUCUGGAUAAGAAAUAUGAAGAUAAGGUUCAAUUUUACAACUAUAUGAGGUUAACUUUGUUUUUUGGUACCAGGAAUGGCACUCUUGACCUCAUGCUUGCCAAGCAGGCAUUGUGGCACUGAGCUGUAUCCCUGGCCCAGUGUGGUUACCUUUUUAAAAUGUCAUGAUAAAAGACAUUUGUAGCUGACUAGUUGUCCUCACGAUAGGUCAUGCUGCAGUCCCACUUUGGGCAAUAAUUCUCAUUUAUUUACCUUGGGGUACAUUAGACUUAACUAGGAGGUUUAUUCAAAAAUUCAGAUUCCCAGAGCAUGUCUCAGGUGGUCUGGGCCAGGGCCCUGAAAUCUUCACUUUUAUAAAUGUCAUUGUCAGUGAUUCAGAGACAGCAGAGGGACAGCGACUCCAGGAGGUGGGAGUUAGCAGUGAGAAAGUGCCAUUCAGUAUUGUCCGAGGCAAGUGGGCAGCUUUUACCUGAGAUUCAGGCGGGCGGUCUACUGUCAGGUGAGACCACCGCCUGUCUCCUGUGGUCAGUAAUGUGCCUUUGCUCCAGAGGAUUGUCUAAGCUCCUACAAGUCUGUUUCACAAACGGUCAUGGUGCCUUCUAGAGAAAAAGAAUUAGCAAGUAUUGUUUAUUAGCAGAUGUAAUUAGCGUUUUAAGGAAAGGCAAUUUUGAUAGCUGUUUUUUUUAAAGCCAAAUUAAGUACUAUGACUCAAAUCUCUAAAUCUUCCCCACAGAGAAAACCUUAAACUGCAAAUGCAAUGAACAAAAAGGAAGGAAGGACUGUAACUUGGAUAAUUAGUGCCCUAAGUACCCUGUCACAGGUACUUUUCAAGAUAGAUCUAAAGGCAGAAAAGUUGUGAAAGAAACUCUAUUUGGGAAGGAAUUUCAUGCACCUGGCUGAAUACUGCUUUUCCACCCAAAGGGAGGUUAUACUGAUUCCCAAAGCUUUCUAACUCAGAUGAGUAAGUGCUAUCCUGAGAUAAGCCUUAAAGGACUUAAAUCUUGAACAAAUACAUAUUUUCCGGAGUUUUCCUUCAGUUUUCUUAACAAAAGGUCGUAAAAGUACUUUCUGCUAUACCUUUGCCUUUGAAUAGCUUUAAAUUUUAAUAUAGUUUUUUUAAAAUGCAGUGGGAUGCGAUUAUGCUCUAGUAUGUUAAAAGCAUGUUUCUGUUUCACCUAUAAGAUCAUUUAAUGGAAUAAAGAUCACAGCACCAUA